AUGGCUUAUCUUUUAGGCAGAGGCUUAGGCAAAGAGGAAAGCCCCCCCGUGGACACCGUAAUAUUCGUGCUAUGCAAUGAGGCUAUUAGUGGCCAAGGCUGGAAGAUUCGAUGCAACAAUAAGGAGCGUGAUAGUUUCUCGCAGGUCAAAAAGCCUGCCUUGUGCUGA
Trichoderma asperellum CBS 433.97 is the source of this 168-nucleotide messenger RNA. Lineage: Eukaryota; Fungi; Ascomycota; Sordariomycetes; Hypocreales; Hypocreaceae. The record is from RefSeq and is a predicted model, not a curated record.